This is a messenger RNA of Vespa mandarinia (Asian giant hornet), 6325 nucleotides long. RefSeq names its product transcription elongation factor SPT6-like. Lineage: Eukaryota; Metazoa; Arthropoda; Insecta; Hymenoptera; Vespidae. Gene Ontology annotation, biological process: nucleosome organization; transcription elongation-coupled chromatin remodeling; transcription elongation by RNA polymerase II. Gene Ontology annotation, molecular function: DNA binding; histone binding; nucleosome binding. Gene Ontology annotation, cellular component: transcription elongation factor complex. The record is from RefSeq and is a predicted model, not a curated record.
GUAGGAAAGGUGAUCUGGAUAAAUAGCAUAAUCAUUGCUUUUCAAUUUUAUAACAUAAUGACAAGAUUUUCUAAAAUUUUAGAACGGAAAUGUUAUACUUAGCAUAAUUAGGUAUCAUUUCCAAUAUCAUUAGGUGAAUUUUUAUUCUAAAGAUUCGCAAUACAGACAUUUUCAAAUGAAUACAACGUCAUUCUGUUCUUGAUAUACCCGUAGCUGAAGGUUUUAAUGAAGUAGACCUUAAAGCAAAAUGGAUAUAUAAACAAGUAUUUUGCCGAUCUUCCAUAUUUUUGUUAAAGAAGCUCACUUAAAUGAAGAAGCCAAAGAAAGGCCUACAAACUAUUGGAGAAAUUAAAAAGGCUUUAGAUUUUAUGCACAAUCAACAUUUGAUGAAAGGAACUUUAAAAUGUUGAUUGCGCAUAAAAUCUAAAGCCUUUUUGAAGUGAAACUAACAAGGUUUAAACCAAUGAGAAGACGAUUGCUUAGUGAUGCCGCUUCCGAUUGCGAACGACCAAUCAGCAUCAUUCGUAAUUCCAGUGCUUUUAUCGUCAACCGCGUUUGUACUCGUGUAGCGAAUUGGAAGUAGGACACAGACACAUUUCGAUAAUAGGAUUCAAUGGGAAUGGACGAACGUUUGGAUCACAGUGCAUUAUUGACAAGAGUGUAUGUUCUCGUAUAUUUUUUUAAUAAAUCUUUUUAAAUAAAAAUAUAGAAACGAACUAUAUUCAUAAUCAGUGAAAUAUUCACUUUUCAUAACCACGUGAUCUAAGCACGUUAACAAAUCGACACAAUAGGAGCUUCUUCAAAAUUUACAGCUUCUUCGAAAAUUCUUUUCGAAUUUGUCUCAUAUUUGCAACUCAUUUUUGAGAUAUCCUUUCUUCAAAAAUGGCAGAUUUUUUAGAUUCUGAAGCGGAAGAAAGCGAGGAGGAGGAGGAACUUGAUCAAAAUGAGAAAAAGAAGCUCAAAAAAAUAAAAGCUGUCGAAGAAAGUGACGAAGAAGAUGAAGAUGACGAAGAAGAAGUCCAAGACUUGAUUGAUGACAAUCCAAUAGAUGAAGAAAGUGAUGCAGAGGACAGUGAUACUUCUGGUGGUACAAAAAAGAGAAAAAAGAGUGAUGAUGAAGAUUUUGAUGAUCGACUGGAGGAAGAAGAUUAUGAUUUGAUAGAAGAAAACUUGGGUGUCAAACUUGAAAGAAAACGUAGAUUUAAACGUCUAAGAAGAAUACAAGAUGAAGAAUCAGAAGAUGAACAGGAAAAGGAACCAGAAGAAGAGCGAGAUGCUAUUGCAACUGAGUUAUUUGAAGGCUCUGGUGAUGAAGAAGAACGACGAAGUGAACGUAGUCAUAGACCAGAAGUGGAAACUCUUGAUGAAGAAGGAAGUGAAGGUGAUGAUGAUAUGAAUGAUUUUAUUGUCGAUGAGGAUGGAAGAUCUCUUGCAGAAAAACGUAUGAAAAAGAAACCAAUAUUCUCAGAUGCUGCACUACAAGAAGCACAAGAUAUUUUUGGGGUAGAUUUUGAUUUUGAUGAGUUUGGUAAAUUUGGAGAAGAAGAUUAUGAAGAAGAAGAAGAAGAAGAAGAAGAAGAUGAAUAUUUGGAUGAUGAUGUUGAUGAAAGACCAAGAAGACCAAAGAAACAAUUUAAAAAGAAAAGCACAAGGAAAAGUAUUUUUGAAAUAUAUGAGCCAAGUGAGCUGAAGAGAGGUCAUUUCACAGACUUAGAUAAUGAGAUUCGUAAUACAGACAUUCCCGAACGAAUGCAACUUCGUUCUGUUCCCUUUACACCUGUAGCUGAAGGUUCUGAUGAAUUAGAUCUUGAAGCAGAAUGGAUAUAUAAACAAGCAUUUUGCAGACCUACUAUCUCUGUUCAAGAUGCUCACUUAAAUGAAGAAGCUAAAGAAAGAGCUAAGAAAGGUCCACAAACUAUUGGGAAAAUCAAAAAGGCUUUAGAUUUUAUGUGCAAUCAAAAUUUUGAAGUCCCUUUCAUCUCAUUUUAUAGAAAAGAAUACGUACUUCCAGAGCUAAAUAUCAAUGAUUUAUGGAAAGUAUAUAAAUUUGAUGCCAAAUGGUGUCAGUUACGUCAACGAAAAGAAAAUUUAUUGAAAUUAUUUAAAAAGAUGAGAAAUUAUCAGUUGGAUGAAAUUAUGAAAAAUCCUGAUGCUCCAUUACCUGAUAAUGUGAGAGUAAUAAAAGAUGAUGACAUUGAACGUCUUAAAAAUAUUCAAACAAGCGAAGAAUUAAAUGAUGUUUAUCAACAUUUUAUGCUUUAUUAUAGUCAUGAGAUACCAGCUAUGCAGGAAGUUGUACGCCAGAAAGAAAGAGAAGCCCGUCGUGAAGCUAGAAUCCAAAAGAGAAAACAACAAAUCGCUGAAGCAGAAGAGAAUGGUGAAAAUCCUCCAGAAGAAGAUAUAGAAGCAGCAGAAGAGGAAGAAGAACCAGAUGAAACAUUAAAACAAGCAGUGAGAAGUGGACCUUACUCUACAUGCAGAAAAGCAGGUUUAGAUGCUCUUGCUAAAAAGUUUGGUCUUACUCCUGAACAUUUUGCAGAAAAUCUUCGUGAUAAUUAUCAACGUCACGAAGUGGAUCAGGAACCUACAGAACCCAUUACGGUUGCAAAUGAUUUUUGUAGUUUAAGAUUCAAAACCCCAGAUGAAAUUCUUAAAGCUGCACAAUUAAUGGUUGCAAUGCAGUUGGCACGUGAACCAUUAGUACGCAAAUGUGUCAGAGAAAUGUAUAUGGAAAGAGCAAAGAUAUCAAUAAGACCUACAAAGAAAGGUAUUAAAGAAAUAGAUGAAAACCAUCCUAUAUACUCUAUGAAAUAUCUUAAAGACAAGCCGGUGCGUGAUCUUGUGGGAGAUCAGUUUUUAAAAUUGAUUAUAGCUGAAACAGACAAACUUAUUACUAUUUCGCUUAGUGACACAAUAGAAGGAAAUACAACAAGCAAUUAUGUUGAUGAAAUGAAGCAGCUUUAUUAUAGAGAUGAAUUCAGCAAAAAUGUUCAAGAUUGGAAUGCUUUAAGAGUAGGAAGUGUAGAAAUGGCUCUGAAUCGUAUGGUAAUACCACUUUUGAAAAAAGAAUUAAGAACAAAUCUUGUUAUAGAAGCAAAGGAAUGUGUAAUGAGAGCAUGUUGUCGUAAAAUGUAUAAUUGGAUUAAAGUAGCUCCAUAUACUUGUGAAUUCCCUGAAGAAGAAGAUGAAGAAUGGGACACAAGUAAAGGUCUUCGAGUGAUGGGUUUAGCUUAUGUACCUGAUUAUUCUCAAGCUGCUUUUACGUGCAUAGUUUCUGCUGAUGGUGAAUGUACAGAUUAUGUAAGAUUACCACAUUUGCUGAAGAGAAAAAAUAGUUUUAGGGAAGAUGAAAAAGUCAUGAAAGAAGCUGAUUUAUUAGCACUUAAAAAUUUUAUUGCAACAAAAAAACCUCAUGUGGUUGUCAUAGGUGGUGAAUCAAGAGAAGCAUUAAUGAUAGCAUCUGAUGUAAAGGAAUGUAUUUCGAAUCUAAUGGAGGAUGAACAAUUUCCCGGCAUUCAAGUUGAGAUAUGUGAAAAUGAACUUGCUAAGAUUUAUUCCAAUAGUAAUAAAGGUAUAUCUGAAUUUAGAGAUUACCCAGAAUUACUACGACAAGCUAUAUCUUUAGCAAGAAGAAUGCAGGAUCCUUUAGUAGAAUUUUCUCAAUUAUGUACUGCAGAUGAAGAAAUACUAUGUCUUAAAUAUCAUCCAUUACAAGAUCAGCUUCUUAAGGAAGAGCUUUUAGAAAAUUUGUAUUUAGAAUUUGUGAAUAGAGUAAAUGAAGUUGGUGUUGAUGUUAAUAAAGCUGUGCAACAAGCUUAUUCAGGAAAUUUAGUACAAUUUAUAUGUGGCUUAGGUCCUAGAAAAGGGCAAGCAUUAAUUAAAAUAUUGAAACAAACUAAUCAAAGAUUGGAAAAUAGAACACAACUUGUAACAGCCUGUCAUAUGGGACCUAAAGUGUUUAUCAAUUGUGCUGGCUUUAUAAAAAUUGACACAAAUAGUUUAGGAGACAGUACAGAAGCAUACGUAGAAGUAUUAGAUGGUUCAAGAGUGCAUCCUGAAACAUAUGAAUGGGCAAGAAAAAUGGCAGUAGAUGCUUUGGAAUAUGAUGAUGAGGAUGCAAAUCCAGCUGGUGCUUUAGAAGAAAUUCUAGAAUCACCAGAAAGAUUGAAAGAUUUAGACUUGGAUGCAUUUGCAGAAGAAUUAGAAAGACAAGGCUUUGGCAAUAAAUGCGUUACAUUGUAUGAUAUUAGAGCUGAAUUAAAUUCUAGAUAUAAAGAUUUACGUAUACUAUAUCAAUCUCCAAGUCCAGAAAAAUUAUUUGAUAUAUUAACUAAAGAAACACCUGAAACAUUCUAUAUAGGUAAAUUGGUGUUAGCAACAGUGGUUGGUAUAAGUCAUAGAAAACCACAAGGAGAACAAUUAGAUCAAGCCAAUCCAGUCAGAAAUGAUGAAACUGGUUUAUGGCAGUGUCCAUUCUGUCUUAAGAAUGAUUUUCCUGAGCUUUCAGAAGUGUGGAAUCAUUUUGAUGCAGGAGCUUGUCCAGGAAAGGCUACAGGUGUAAGAUUAAGAUUAGACAAUGGAAUAUCUGGCUAUAUUCAUAUUAAAAAUUUAUCUGAUAAACAUGUUGCUAAUCCUGAAGAAAGAGUAAGCAUAGGCCAAGUAAUUCACUGCCGCAUUAUCAAAAUCGAAGUAGAACGUUUUAGUGUGGAAUGUACGAGCAAAAGCAGCGACCUCGCGGACAAAAAUCAUGAGUGGAGGCCACAAAGGGAUCUUUAUUAUGAUACAGAGACACACGAUCAAGAUGUAAAGAUAGAAGAGGAUGCUAAGAAAGUGAAACAACGUCAGACAUACGUAAAACGUGUUAUUAUACAUCCAUCUUUCCAUAAUAUUAGUUUUGCAGAAUCAGAGAAGUUAAUGCAAAAUAUGAAACAAGGAGAAGGCAUAAUAAGGCCAAGCAGUAAAGGUGCCGAUCACUUGACUGUAACGUGGAAAGUAACAGAUAAUAUUUAUCAACACAUUGAUGUAAGAGAAGAAGGCAAAGAAAACGCAUUUUCCUUGGGACAUAGUUUAUGGAUAGGUAAUGAAGAAUUUGAAGAUCUAGAUGAAAUAAUUGCUAGACACGUCAAUCCAAUGGCUGCAUAUGCUUCGGAAUUAUUAGAUUUUAAAUAUUAUAAAGCAAAUGUGGAAGGUGUAAAAGAUAAAGCCGAAGAUAUAUUGAAAGAACAAAAGAAACAAAAUCCAGGAGGAAUUCCAUAUAUUAUAUCUGCAGCUAAGAAUUAUCCAGGAAAAUUCCUCCUUUCAUAUUUACCCAGAAUUCGAUGCCGUCAUGAAUACGUUAGCGUUUCACCAGAUGGCUUUAAAUUUAGAGGACAAAUGUUUAGUAGAGUUAAUGAUUUAUUCCGUUGGUUCAAAGAACAUUUUCGAGAUCCAAUACCUGGCCAAUCUACACCAGGUACUCCACAUGGUGCUUUGACUUCCAGGACACCGUAUCAUACUACACCUGGUGCAGUUACAGGAAUGAAUCAAGAUGCAAUACAAAGAGUGGCACAAAAUUUACCACAUCAUAUGUUGCAUUCCUUGUCGCAAGUAGCAAAUCAGACACCACAUCAUUAUCCACCACAUACUCCAGGGGCAGCUAGUACCACAGCUUAUGGUGGAAUACAUACGUAUCCAAAUACACCUUAUACUCCUUCUGGACAAACUCCAUUCAUGACUCCAUAUCAAACACCCCAUCAUACUCCACAUCACGCGCAACAAACAUCAAACCAUCAUCAAGGUCAAUUCUUACAUCCAGUAUCGUCUUCGAUACCAUCUGUAACUCAAAGAUCAAUGCGAUCUCACAGACCUACUCCAUCUAUGUCUACACCCUCAUCUGGGGAUGCCAUGGAUUGGAGUAAAGCAGCAGAAGCAUGGGCACGUUUGAAACAAUCCACUCCACGAGGAUCUGACAGCACUCCAAGGUACGAGGAAUCUAGGAGAACACCAAGAAAUUAUGAAGAUUCCACUGGAAGGACAACUCCAAGAAAUAGAACUCCGUCUAAUCGCACGCCAUCCUAUAAAUCACCACGAGGCACACCAUUUACCAAUUCUAGUCCACGAAGUAUGUCUCUUAGUGGAGAUGGUACUCCUUUAUACGACGAAAGUUAACCCAUUAAGGUUAAGAUUAAAUUAAAUCAUGGAUUAACGAAUGAUUAAUAUGUACAAUUGGUAUAGACCUUCAUACAUUUUUCAUGUAUUUUAUAUAAUGGCGAAUGGUGAUGUAUGUGUAUAAAUGUGUGCGUGUGUGUAAAAUAUACUAUAUAAUAAAAAAAAUUUUAAUCGUAAA